AUGGCAAAGGAGAAGCCUCACGUCAACCUGGUGGUCAUCGGCCACGUGGACAGCGGCAAGUCCACCACCACGGGCCACCUGGUCUACAAAUGCGGCGGCGUCGACCAGCGAAAGCUGGAGAAGUUCGAGAAGGCCGCAGCGCAGUUGGGCAAGAGCUCGUUCAAGUUCGCCUGGGUGCUGGACAAGCUGAAGGCUGAGCGGGAGCGCGGCAUCACCAUCGACAUCUCUCUGCUCAAGUUCAACACGCAGAAGUACUGCAUGACCAUCAUCGACGCGCCGGGUCACCGAGACUUCAUCAAGAACAUGAUCACAGGGACGUCCCAGGCCGACGUCUCUCUGCUGGUGGUGUCGGCGGCCAAGGGAGAGUUCGAGGCGGGCGUGUCCCGCAGCGGUCAGACGCGCGAGCACGCCCUGCUGGCCUACACAUUGGGCGUCAAGCAGAUGAUCGUGUGCGUCAACAAGAUGGACGUGACCGAGCCGCCGUACAGCCAGAAGCGCUUCGACGAGGUGGCGCGCGGCGUCGCGGGCUUCCUCAAAAAGAUCGGCUACGACCCCAACGCCGUGCCCUUCGUCCCAGUCUCCGGGUGGACCGGCGAGAACAUGAUCACCGCCACACAGAAUAUGCCGUGGUUCCAAGGUUGGAAAGUGCGUCGGCGAGAAGGCAACAUGAAUGGCAAAACUCUGCUGGAGGUGCUCGACUCCAUUCAAGCGCCCGUACGCACAAUUAAUAAACCGUUGCGAUUACCUCUGCAAGAUGUCUACAAGAUAGGAGGAGUGGGGACGGUUCCCGUGGGGAAGAUCGAGACGGGUGUCCUGAAACCGGGUAUGACGCUGAUGUUCUCGCCCGCCAAGGUGACCGCGGAGGUCAAGUCUAUCGAGAUGCACCACCAGGGUUUGGACACGGCAUUGCCGGGCCACAACGUGGGCUUCAACAUCAAGAACGUGUCCGUCAAGAACCUGAGGCGCGGCGACGUCGCCGGCAACGCCCAGCAUGACCCGCCCUCCGACGUCAGCAGCUUCGAGGCCCAGGUGAUCAUCCUGAACCACCCGGGCCGGAUCAAGGAAGGCUAUUCGCCGGUGUUGGACUGCCACACGGCGCACGUGACUUGCCGCUUCGCCGAGCUCAAGGAGAAGCUGGACCGCCGCACGGGCAACAAGCUGGAGGAGCGCCCACAGCUGCUGAUGUCAGGCGACGCGGCCACCGUCAAACUGGUGCCUGUCAAGCCCAUGUGUGUGGAGAGCUUCUUCACCUAUCCUCCACUUGGUCGCUUUGCUGCCCGAGACUUGAAGCAAACGGUGGCAGUCGGUGUCAUCAAAUCAGUGGAGAAGGAGAAAGGCUCCAAAACCAAAGUGUCUAAAUAAGUUGCGUUACAUUUUUGUUACAAAAAAAGAGGCUUUAAGUUAAGUUUUAAGAUGUUUUGACUCCUGUGUUGCAGAAAGCUGCUGAAUUUUGGUUGAAAUGCAGAGUUGGAAAUAAAACAU
Molecule: messenger RNA, 1482 nt
Organism: Phycodurus eques (leafy seadragon)
Lineage: Eukaryota; Metazoa; Chordata; Actinopteri; Syngnathiformes; Syngnathidae
Gene: eef1a1l3
Product: eukaryotic translation elongation factor 1 alpha 1, like 3
Exons: 7
Coding region: 1-1362 (453 amino acids)
Biological process (GO): translation; translational elongation
Molecular function (GO): GTP binding; GTPase activity; translation elongation factor activity
Source: RefSeq, a predicted model, not a curated record